Molecule: messenger RNA, 851 nt
Organism: Fopius arisanus
Lineage: Eukaryota; Metazoa; Arthropoda; Insecta; Hymenoptera; Braconidae
Product: protein D2
Exons: 4
Coding region: 91-684 (197 amino acids)
Source: RefSeq, a predicted model, not a curated record
AUCUCGAAAACCUCCAGAUGGAAUAUAAGAGCGUCCGUUCCCUCAUCUGCACCGUUAGUUGAACGUCGCGUGUGUGGUGAAGCAGUCGCCAUGAAGCAAUCCACAGUUAUUCUCCUCUGUACUCUGGGAAUUGCCUUGGCGGAUGUGAAAACCGACUUCGAGACAGCGAAAAUAGUCCCUGAUAUCAUAGACAGUGCACCGUUGAAGAAAAUCGAAAUCAAGUAUGGAGGCAAGGAGGUGAAUUUUGGAAAUGAAUUUACACCGACCGACACGAAAAACAUACCAGAAGUUCAUUACGAGCAUGAGGGUGGAGUUCUUUACACACUUGUGAUGACAGAUCCUGAUAUACCAGUGAGGGGAUACAAUAGAGAGUGGCAACACUGGGUGGUGGGCAACAUCCCCGAGGACAAAGUGUCUAAGGGUGAGGUAUUGACCGAAUACGUGGGUCCGGCACCACCGAAGGGCUCUGGCAAGCACAGAUACGUAUUCCUGCUUUACAAGCAGAACCAGGGAUCGAUAACCUUCGACGAGAGGAGGAUUGGCAACAGGGACAAACGACGAAACAGAUUUUCCGUCAAAAAACUCGCUGAGAAGUACAAUCUCGAGGGUCCACUGGCUGGUAACUACCUCAAGGCUGAAUACGACGACUACGUUCCCGUCAUUCAUAAACAAAUAGGAAAUUGAAUUCCUACACUCACCCAUAAUUACUAUUAAUUGCAUUUAUGAGGGAGAAAUCCAUUGCCUUUGAAAUUAACUCGACUCUAAAUUAAAAUAAUUACACUAAAAUUAUGAAAUAAUAUUGUGAUUGUACUCUAUUUUUUGUACUGAAAGAAUAAAUCAUUGAAAUAUGA